Ananas comosus (pineapple) is the source of this 1980-nucleotide messenger RNA. Its product is annotated as transcription factor TCP20. NCBI's taxonomy places the organism in Eukaryota, Viridiplantae, Streptophyta, Magnoliopsida, Poales, Bromeliaceae. Gene Ontology annotation, molecular function: sequence-specific DNA binding; DNA-binding transcription factor activity. The transcript is spliced from 2 exons. The record is from RefSeq and is a predicted model, not a curated record. Gene Ontology annotation, cellular component: nucleus. Bases 442 to 1458 code for a protein of 338 amino acids.
UGUAGUAGUAGUAGUAGGAAAAGGAGGCAAAAGAGGCAGCAGCAAUAGUAGACUGGUAAAAUCUUAAUAAAGAAAAAAAAAAAAAAACAGAGGAGGAAAAAACAUAGGGCAGUAAAUCUAGAAAGUGGGUAUCUUUGUUUCUUAUUUACUCUCUCUCUCUCUCUCUCUCUCUCUCUUUUGAUGCUCUUUCAACUCCAAUCUCAUUCUCUUGACAAAAUCAGGGGAAAAUUAAAAAAAAAAAAAAAGCCAUGAAAGCCUAAAUACUCCUUCCACCUCCCCCUCUCUCCAUCCAAAAAAUCCAUCUCCCAACCCACACCAAGAAAGAAAAAAGAGAAAAGAGAAAAAAAAAAUCCCACCUUUGAUCUAGUUUCUCCUGUUGUUUCUUUCUUUGUUUCUCUCUUCUAUACUAUUAUUAUUAUUAUUAUUAUUAUUAUUAUUAUCAUGGAUCCGAAGGGCUCCUCUAAGCACCCGCAAGAAGUGCCCAAGUUCCACCAGGCCCUCGGCCUCCCUCACUCCUCCGACAAGCGCGACGAUCCCUCCGCCGGCGCCGACAGGGAGAGGGAGCAGCAGCUUCAGCUUGUGGCGGCGGCGGCGGCGGCGGUGGCGGGGGAUAAGGACGAGUCGAGGAAGCAGCUGGCGCCGAAGCGGAGCUCGAACAAGGACCGGCACACGAAGGUGGACGGGCGCGGGCGCAGGAUCCGGAUGCCGGCGCUGUGCGCGGCGCGGAUCUUCCAGCUGACGCGGGAGUUGGGGCACAAGUCCGACGGCGAGACCAUCCAGUGGCUGCUCCAGCAGGCCGAGCCCUCCAUCAUCGCCGCCACCGGCACCGGAACCAUCCCCGCCUCCGCGCUCGCCGCCGCCGGCCCCAUCUCCCACGCCGCCCCUCCCGCCGCGGGCGCCGCCGCUGCCCACCACAAGCUCGACGAAAUGCCCCAGGGACCCGCCGCCGCAGCCGCCGCCAGGACCAAUUGGGCCACCAUGCUCGCCGGCUCCGCCGCCAAUAUGGGCCGGACCCACCCCGGGAUGUGGCCCCCGCCGCCGCAGGUCGGCGGGUUCAAUUCCGGGUUCUUGCUGUCCGGCGGGGUGGCCGCGGCGGCCCCGUCGGCGUCGGGCCUCGGCGGCCCCGGCGGCGGGGGCGACGGGUCGGUGGGCAGCUUCAUGCAGCGGAUGGGGCUCCACGGGCUCGAAUUGGCCGGGGGCAACCUGGGCCCGAUGAGCUUCGCGUCGAUGCUGGCCGGGCAGGGCCAGCAAUUGCCCGGGCUCGAGCUCGGGCUAUCGCAGGACGGGCAUAUGGGAGCGCUAAAUGCGCAAGCUUUGAGCCAGUUCUAUCAGCAGAUGGGGCAGGGGAGGGGCGGACCCGCCGGCGGCGGCGGCGGAAGCGCCCAAUUGCAAAACCAGCAGCAGCAGCAGCAGCAGGAUAGCACGGGGGAGGACGACUCCGAGGAGUCGGGGCAGUAGAAGUGUAGUACAGUAUUUAAGAGUUUUGAAAAAACGAUUGUGUGUAUUAGGGGGAAGAAGUUUGUAAUAGAGAGUCGCCGAAACAAAAAAAACAAAAAACAAAAAAAAAAAUCUGAUUUUUUUGCCUGUUGGUUGGUUGGUUGAUUUUCUUCCUUGUGUCAAUUUCGAUGAGAUCGCAGUGAGAGAAGCAGAGAGGAGGAAGAUUCAGUCAUCAAGAUCGCGUCCAGCUUUGAGUGAUUGCUUCCGAUCGGCCUCUCUUUCUCCACAGAUUCUCAUCGGAGUCUCGGAAUUUCGGUGUAUAUUACCAGAGUUGAAUAGAUUGGAUUGAAGUCGGUAUCUUUUGUUUAUUUCAAGGUGUGUAGAUAUGAGUUUUUUCAAUGGUAUUAGAUAAUUUUGCAGUUAGCUAUUAGUGGAGUUGUGAUUGGCUUGUUUGAUGAUAAUAAAUAGUUGCAUUUUAACGUGUAAGGAUACCGGUUUUUUAGAACAUAUUACAAUCUUCUGCGUAUUAUAUUCGCUUUGCCA